AUGAAAACUUUUUUCAAACCAUCACUCACGGUAUAUUUUAGAAAUUAACAUUUAGAUUGGUAUUAUUACAGCUACUACUAUUGUAAGGACUCAAUUUGCUAUUCUAACACAAUUUAUGGAGGUUAUCACUAUUUUGGCUAUUAUUCAUUAAUAUUAAAAACAUUUAUGCUCCAACCACAUUAUAAACUAAGAAUAAAAUUUAGAUUCUGGAGGUUCAUUAUAAUUCAAUUUGAAUUGUAGAUUGUAUUAUGAUAUAUUUAUAGAAUUGACUAUUGGGAUGGACAUCGAUUUGUAGUUUAUGUAGAUAACAUUUAAAAGCAUAAUUAAAUUAUAUUAUAACUCCUCAGGUUUAUAUAAUUAUUGCGGAGACUCUUAUUAUAAUGACAAUACUUUUAUACUGGAUUUAAAUACUUAUCAUUAAAGCCCAACUGCCACAAUAUUAAUAUGGGGUUAACAAUGGUGGGGAAUUUCAGAAUUUUAAUUAUUCAUAGAAAAAUGUCCUGAUGGUUGUGAUUCUUGUGAUUAGAAUGGAUGCUUUAAUUAAAUAUUAUAUGCUUAAUUUUUUACUGCUAAAUCCUUCACCUAAGUUGACUUUAAUGAAGGAUGGCUAUCUAGUGAUUAUUAGAUGUAUAAUUCUCUUUUUAAUAGUGCAGGUAUUUUAACAAUUUAUACUAGAUUACACAAAUCAUAAAUUUGUAUCAUUGUCUUCGACUAAAACAAUAGAUCUAGCGGCUCAUAAUGCAGUUAGUGUAUCCCUGAAAAUAAUAACAGUCAAUUUAUAUCACAAAUUUAGCAUAUUAAUUGAUGAUUAGUUAGUAGUUGUUUCAAAUCUUAAUCGUUAAGUACUAUAUUAUAGUAAUUCUGACUGUUAGUAUUUGAUCAUAAGUUAUAUUUAUAUCUAUUAAUAUCCGCAUAAACAUAAUUCAAUUACUUUAAAAUUUAAUUGAAAGGUUGGUCUUAUUAUACUUCAGAUUACUCUAGAUAUUUUGGAAUUAGAGAUUUUUAAUUAUUUAUAAGACCAAUUUUAAAUGGCGAUUAUUGCUAUGAUAAUAAUAUCUAUCCUUUUGAUGGAUGUUUUGCUGAGAUUUAUGAAUGUGUUGAAGGUUGUGCAAAUUGUGUAAGAAGUGCAUGUUUUGAAUGUUAAGAAGGAUGGCAAUAUUAUGAAUAUACUAAGAAUUGUUUACCAAUAUGCGGAGAUUCUAUCAUAACUUAUUUGAAGAAUGUGAUGACGGUAACACAUAUCCAUAUGAUGGGUGUUAUUAAUGUAAACACUCCUGUUAGUAAGAUUGUAUAUUGAAUUAAUUUGGUAAUUGUUUGAAAUGGAAAACUUCAUACUAAGAUCUUGAGAAUAGUACUUAAAGUAAGAAUUUGAAAUUCAACCUACCGAUUACAUAGACCGAUCUAAAUCACAUUUAGUGUUAAGAUUUUUAUGAUUCCUUAGAAUGCCAUGAGUAUGUAAAUGAGUUGGAGUUGUUAUUUCUAAGUUGUGAUUCCUAAUAUAUGAUGAAUGAAAAGAAAAAAUUAGUUGGUUAAAAGAAAUGUGGAGAUUUGAUUACCACAUGUGAUGAGGAGUGUGAUGAUGGUAAUAAAGUAGAGCAUUAUGGUUGUCACCUGUGUAAAUAUUCAUGUCCAUUGAAUUGCAGCGAAUGUUAAUUUGGAAAAUGCAAAUAAUGUUUACCAAAGUACGAACUAAUAUAUGGAUAAUGUAAAUAUAUUUGUGAUGGUUCUGAGAGUUAGGAAGAUUAAGAAUAUAUAAGUUGUUAUAAUAGAAUAACUAAUUUGAUUGAGAAUGGUCAUUACUAACAUAAUCUCUUUAAUAAUUAAAUUCUAAAUAUCAAUUGA
Paramecium octaurelia is the source of this 1842-nucleotide messenger RNA. The record is from the annotation of a GenBank genome assembly. Lineage: Eukaryota; Ciliophora; Oligohymenophorea; Peniculida; Parameciidae.